UAUGUCAACAUAUAGGGGAACAUUUGAACAUGAUUCAUUUUUUGGAUGGCUGAAUCUAUUAAAGAUUAGAAGAUUAUAGGUACUCUAUAAUGUUGGUGAAAGACCACCUUAUCCAGUAAUCAUUAGUAAGCCUACAGUUGGAGAUGUAAAUUUAUAUCAUAUAUUGGAAAAGGUAUUGAGAAAUUUGAACAAAGCAGAUUUUGGUCUAUUUGCAACAGUGGCAUUUUUAGGAUUCUUUGCUGCAAGAAGAGCCACUUUAGGAUUAACAUCUACUGAAUAUAUUAGAUAGAGAGGAUUCUCAAUUGCUUGGAAUUCAAUUAUGAUGGCAGGAGCAUUAUUUGCUUGCAUGAAUAGUAACAAUAGACUUACUGUACAUUCCUAUUAAUGAUUUAGGGAUUUGUGGACAAUGGAUUACAAUGGAGAAGAAAGGAACAAAGAUUAACCAAAUACGAUUUCACAUCUGAAUUCGAAGAAGGUACUAUUUGGAAAUUCUUCAGAUUAAGAUGAC
Messenger RNA from Paramecium pentaurelia, 508 nucleotides. NCBI's taxonomy places the organism in Eukaryota, Ciliophora, Oligohymenophorea, Peniculida, Parameciidae. The record is from the annotation of a GenBank genome assembly.